Molecule: messenger RNA, 28334 nt
Organism: Cinara cedri
Lineage: Eukaryota; Metazoa; Arthropoda; Insecta; Hemiptera; Aphididae
Source: the annotation of a GenBank genome assembly
GAAUUUGGACGGAAAAUGUGAUUUUGAAAAAGCCGUGUUAAAAAUUAUAAGUCAAACGAAGAGUUCCGCGGGAAGAAUUAAGAUAAAAUGACACAGACGUUGGACAAAACAAGUAUAUAUACUUACCUACAAUAUAUUAUUAUAAUCAAUGAACCUACUAUACGUAUGCCUAGACUAUAAGAUGUAAUUAUUAUAUUGAUCCGUUAUUUUCAGGUUUGCGUCGUAACCAUUAUAAUAUGUGCAUUAUUUUGCGACCAUAAUACAGUUUAGUUUAAAUUAUUGAAAAAAAAAAAAGAGAAAAAAAUAGACGCGUGUCGUAGAUAUUAAUAGAGUUAUGUAUUAUUUAUUUGAACGUGUGAAUAUUAUCCGCGGUUAAUAUUGUAAUCUAUCGCGCCGCGAGUAUCCGAAAAAUUACCAAUUAUAAUGUUAUUAGGUAGGUAGAUAUAUUAUGUUAUCGAUCAACAACAACACUGCAACGUGACCGUAUUCGAGAGAAAAAAAAAAAGUACUUCAUCGAGGUUUUUGACCCUUAUAUACGACCUUCCGAAUGUCCACCUUCGUGUGCAACUAGUCCAGGGACAUCGGGUAUAACGAAUUAUGGAAAUAUUAGAUAAAUAUCUCUUUUAUAUAUAUAUACAUAUACAUACGUACAUACACGUGUAUACAUAUAGGUAUAAUAUUUUAUACAAUUACCAAUGUGCCAAAAUAAUAAAAAUAUUGUACAUGCACACACACUGCGCUCGGAAUUUCUCAAAAGAAGCGCGUUACACUAUUUUGACAAAUCGGUUUAUUUUUUAUUUUUUUUGUAACUGUAUCGUUAGGUAGAUAGGAUAUUAAAUUGCGAACAAUUUCCUUAUGAGGAAGUUUUCUUUUUUUCAAAUCUACAUACAAAAUAGUUUACAUUAUGUAUAUAUAUAUAUAUAUAUAUACAUAUAUAUAUUUAUAAAAAGACAAUUUAGGGAAAUUAGACAUCCUCCUCCCACCCGCUAUAUCCUCCUUUCGUGUAAAUACGCCUCCGGUUUGAAUAAAACACUGUACGAUAGUUGGUCGUCUCCUUAUAGAUGUAUAAUAAUAUUAUGUGCUAUUUUCUAACGGCACCCGCGAGUAAUGGGCUUUUGGCACGUUUCUAAGACGACGGAAAAGCACUUGUACUAUAUUAUUAUGUAAGAAACGAUAUAACCAGUAAUUUAUUUAUGUUUUUUUAAGUUUUUAAAAUUAGCGCGAGGUAUUUUUCUUUCAUUUCGAUUAUCUCACACGACGCGAGAGAACUCGAUUUUGAUUUUAAACUAUUACAGUAUUAUAUAGGUAUAAUACCUGUACACCUAAUUUAUUAUUAUUUUAGUAUACAGGCUUGUAAUUUUUAUUUUUAUUACUUUUUUUAUUCCGUAAAUUGCGUUACGUAAAUUUAUAUUACUCACAAUGUAGGUACUCGGGUAUUAUGUUAUUUCAAUUUAUCGCAUACAUAGUAAUAACAUCAUUUUUUUAUUAUCAUUAUAGAUGUAGAUAUCGAAUAAUAAUUAAAAAGUUGCUAAACGUAUAGCGUUCAGUAAACGCGACUUUAUUUUUAAUAUUAGAACGAAUUGAUCCAUCGUCUAACUUAAAGAUACAAAAACAUCAUCUGCGUUUAUACGUUGGUUUUUAUCUGAUAUAUUUAAAUUUUUUUAGUAAGUUCAUAAACGAAGACUGGAGGACUAAGUGACUUCUAUCCCCCCCCAAAAAAAAAAAAAAAACAAUUAUUUUAACCCUGAAAUUAGAAUUACUUUGUAUGGCUUAUUACAUUUUUAUUUGUGACAACGAAUACAAAUACAACACCUAUAAUAUUACAUUUUUUUUUUUUACUCAUCAUUAACACCCCUCUCCCCCUAAAAUUCAAUCAAAUCUCUGUCUAUGAAUUAGCUUUUUUAAAUGUUAAUAUUUCACUUAUGUAUACAUCUAGUUUAAAAAUAAAAAUUGUAUAUACAAUCACCAGUGGUAUAUCUAGGUGGGGGAUUUGAAGAAGUUUAACCCCCCUCCCGCCGAAAUGUCAGGAUAUCUUAAAUUACUGUUUUAAAUACAUAGUAUAACAUACUGUAAUAAACUAUUUGUUUGCAUAAGGUUAGUAGGAGGACUGGGAAGUAAUAAAGGCUAUGUUUUAUCUCACUUUCUCGAAAAAGGUCUUGUAGUAGAAAAUAUAUAAAACGUAAAAUAAAAUAUAAAGUAAACGUGAACUAAUUCGUGUUUAUCAUUUAAUCAAUCAGGUAACUGCACAAUUCAUUUUGAAAGAAGCGGUUAAGAUUUUUCAUGUUGAGCCAUUCAUGUUUUGUUACUCUGUACAAAAAUAUUUUUAAAUGUUCCUGACAUUUCAGGGGGACGUGAGCCCCUAAGUCCCCCUUGUGCACUCACCUGCAGCCAGUAAUUAUACGUAUGCAACAAAUAUAAAGCGAUUAUUAAAACUCGAAUAACAUAGCUAGAAGAAACGAAGGAGGAGUGAGAGGGGAUGGGGAUGAGGAGUGGGGGAAAAGUAACAAAGUGCGUAAAGUUCAUUGUAUUCGAACGCGAUGUCGUUUAUUUGAUGUGCAAGCGCGAUAGCUGACUACUAUAAUUUAUAUUAUACGAAUAACCUUGGCCCGGUUGUUUGGAGUCGACGGUUGGAAGCGUCGUAGUCGUUGUCUUAUAAUAUUAUUGCAAUGUUGUAACAGAACUUUAGUAGAUAUCUAUAUAAUGUUAUUAUAAGUGAAAAAAAAAGUUUUUUUUUAGUUUCGUCGACACAUUGUAUUAAGUAGGUAUAUUAUUGUUAUCGGAUAGUACAAUAUUAUAUUUUCGUCUGGGCGUGCAGCCCCCGCGCGAUUGAUAAGAAGUGCCUCAUAUUGUCCCUCCCCCACCACCACAACCGAUUUUUCUGUAUGCGAUAAAAAAAUGUUAUCGUCGCGUCCUAAAUAAUAUUCAACACGAGUAUAAACAAUAUAUAAUAAUAUGCAAAACACUUAUUAGCGCCGUGCACGCACUCGAUAUUAUUUUAUUUUAUUUUUUUCUAAUUCUUUACACGAUAAUAUUAUUCUAAAACGAUUCGACAAACGUGCACGGUGUAUACUUAAUGAAUACUUACGGUACACACACUAUAGUAUAAAUAUAUUUUUAUAAACUUCAGAUUCGGUGACCCAUCAGUUUUCAUUCAUUCAUAUAUAAUAUUAUUUAUUAUAAUACGAUAUGAACGUUAUUUUGGUCAAUGCUAAACGAUACGAUAAUAAUAGUAAUUGUUUUCGCGGUAGAUGAUUUUUAUUUUGUUACUUUAUUAUAUAUUUUUUUUUACUACUACUUCUACUAUUACUAUUUACUACUUUUAAUCUUUCUCUCUCUAUAUAUAUAUAUAUAUAUACAAGAAGGAUGUCGACGUCACAACCUCUAAAUGAUAGUGGGUAAAAUGUAUAUAAUGUUAUUAUAUAGGUAUCUGGUAUAUACCUAGGUACAUUAUACAGCUCGAACGGUGCUGGAAUUAAUUAUUGGGCCGGUAUGGUUCAAGGCAGAUUGAAGCUUCAAGGACCUAUUUAUUGUGACAACCGCCUAUAGUGUAGUAGAACUAUUGUUCGGGGCUUUUUUUUUUCUGUCUCUACAACGUGCAUGCCAAAUAAACAAAACAUAGAAACAAUAUAUUAUUAUUAUAAUAUGCCGCGAUGUUGUGUUUUCGUAACGGUUUUCGAUAUACCUAUAUAAUACAUACAUGGAGUGUAUAUACUACCUUUGUUAUAAAAAAACUGCUAAAACGUCCAAAUCGGGUACUCAUAUGUAUAAUAUGUAUUUUGAAUUGAACUUAAAUUUUAAAUGUAGUAUCGAGGGUUAUACAAUUUCCGAAACAUUUUAAUGUUAUAGUUGUUUUAUUUAGCAAAUUGAAUUAACAAUGAGCAUACCGGUGUAUUAUAAUAAUCACGUUCCCUUCGUUAUUGAUACCACCGUGUCAUUAUAUGAAUCGCAACAAUAUUUGAAAAUAAAUUAUAUUAUUAUAAUGUACCAACAAUGUUUUUGGUUCUAUUAGUUUUACUAAAAGGUGUGUGUGUGUGUGUUUUUUUUCUCGGAAAACACUUUUUCGAUUGAUAAAAAUGCUCCGAUUUUUCCAUGCCAACCUUAAAAGAUGGGCGGCAUUUAAUUCAAAACAUUUAUCGGUAUGUUAAGCAGUUUAUUCCGUUUAUAGUUUCCUUUUUUUGUUUUUUGAUGUUUGUUCAUUUCUGGAUUCUCUUGGCAACGCAAAACGUAUAGGGAUACCUGUGUGUAUAGGUAUUGAAUAUUGGAAUAAUUGAAUAAUUUGCGAAUUGCGUGGUUUCUGAGCUUUUCACGAAAAAAAAAAAAAAUAAUAAAAAACCGUAAAACGAAACCUGUUUAAAUAUCACACCGUUGGUUAUAAUAUGUCUGAAAUAAUUUCCGAAUCAUUUUGUUUCGUCAUACUUAUAUUAGUGAAUUAUUAAUUCGUUAAAUAUUAAUUUAACGAAGUAUAAAAAUGAUGUCAUUUUUCAAAUCGAAAAAACCUACAGCACCAACUAUGUGCCUAAUGUCGUCGCCUUAGAAAAUUAUGCAUUUCGUUUUAUUUACGUUGUUAUUUUAUUUCGCGAAAACAACAAUGCAUAUUAUAUAGGUAAUAAUUGACACACUUUUAACAAGUGUGUGUGUGUGUGUGUGUGUGUGUGAGCGCGUAUUUACAAUAAUAAGAAAUAAUAAGCAGUAUAGUACAUAAUAGUAUUUAUUCUGUUAUCGUCGAACGAUAUUAUUAUUAUUAUUACAACAAUUUAUUAUAUUAUUACGCAGGUAAUAUGUAUUCUAGAAAACGAAUAGCGAAAAAAUCGAUUUUUUUGAAAUAUAGGUACACAUGUAUGUAUUUCAACUUUUGCGGAACGAAAUUUCAUUGAACCCGUGCGACAUAUUUUAUAACGUCGGUGUACCUGUAUAGAGUGUGUGAUAUUUUUCUAACGCGUGCAGAGUUUUAGGUGUAGCCUGAUGUAUUGCAAUGUUUCGAGCAAUUAGCGCGUCGGUGUUAAUAAAAACGUUUACGUCUUUUAGCGAAUAUCGUUAUUACGUGUCGUAUAUACCUAUUACCGUACAUGCGUAAUGGUGUUCACUUACACGCGCGAUACGUCACAUUGCCUACAGCUAUUAUAUUCGUACGUAUUUAGUAGUAAAAAUCGUAAAAAUUUCGGUUAUGUCACUUUUGUUAUCCGCGUAAUGCAUGUGUAUGUGUAUACUGUGCGUCGCCUCUUCGAAACAAAACUAUACAGGUACCUAUAUAUGCGUGAUCUCGACGAGAGAUGACGUCGCCAAUCCAAUCGCGCUGGCUUUUUUAUUUUUUUUUUCCUAUCUUAAAUACGUCGGUAUAAUCGUUGUCAAUACACAUGGACGAUGAUGGGAGGGGGAGAGAGCCGGGGGGGGCUGCCUUUACACCGAUCGAACGGGCCGUUUUCGACGGAGAAUCGUUUUUGUUCUCCCGCUCCGCCGUUAAUACGCUGACGACGUAUUACUGCGUGUAUGUAUGCGUUUUGAUAAUAGAGGGGAAAAAAAAAUCACCGUCGUCGUCAUUAUCUUGUACGCUAUAAAUACCAGAUAGAAAAAUAUUAUAAUGGGAAUCUUUCACUCCGGUAUAAUACUACAAUAUUAUUAUAUACGAACCGUUUGGAAAACGACAACGACGACGGCCAAACUAAUUACGGCCAUUGAUUAUAAAUAUUAUUAUAUUACCAAACGCGUUUUUUUUUUUUUUUUUUUUUUAAUCUUUGCGGACUGGAGUGGGGCGAAUAAUAUCGCGUGAAACGACCUUUGCACUAAACCGAGAUCUCGGUCGCCGGGUCGUUGGCCGGCCGACAACGGGUGCGAGGUUUUUGCCGCCCGUUUCGCCUUGAACUCGUUUCCGAUGAUAGGCAGCCAGUCGGUUUAUAAUAUAAUAUUAUAUUAUAUAUAUAUUUUAUUUUAUUUUCGCUCUUAUCGCUCUCAAACCAGACUAAAAACGCGCGUCGAACCAACUUGUAACGCCAAUAAUAAUUAUAAUAAUAAUAAUAAUAAUAAUGAAAAAAAAAACAUAAUACAUAAUCGUAUAAUAAACAUUGCUUAAUUUUUUUCCCAUACAUUGACAGACUUUAUUAUUAUAUUAUUAUUAUUAUUAUUGACUCGCUUAUCUUUAUUAUUAUAACAUUAUGGAUACUGAUACUGCUCCGUACAAUCCUGAUCCUGAGUCGGAAUGCAUUUUUUUUUUUUUUAUUAAAUUUUCACAUAAUAACCAAAGGGCGCCCAUUAAAAAACCUAUUGAAUACGCGCACGCGGUUAUAUGCUCGAAAACACUUAACGAAAAAACGUUUUUAAAAAAUAAAUAGUAAUAAUUGAAAAUUCUAACAUUUUGUUUUAUUAUUAGCGGCGGCGCGAUGUUCUACAGUAUUGUUUAUUCUACAGCCCGGAAAACAAAAAAUGUUCCGGAUUAUUUGAUUUAUAUAAAUCUCGCAUCGAUUAUAACUUUGACGGCCCAUCUAAACGAAACGAAUGAUUUUUCUCGUCGUACGAACUCGGGUGCUUCAAUAAAGCGUAAUCGUUUUUGUGAAAACAAAUUACUAUGAUUAUAAGGAACAAUGGAAUUAUAUAAGGUGAACUCAAUAAAAUCAAUAAAAUCCCGAAAUAUGUACGCACAAUAAAUUUCUUAUGUAUAGAAUAUCGUUUUAGAUCGAGAGACAUAGCGUAAAUUUUUUUUUUUUUUUUUGUCCGCCUAUCUAUAAAAAUGUGUAAAAGCGUUAUAAUAUCUGCCCAACCGAUAGUAAAACGGCGAUGCGAAAAAAUGGCCAAUAUCCCGCCGCCGUUACGUGCAGACGUCACUUGUUAUUAUUUUGUCCGUGACAUUAUGUUUAUAAUGAGGGGCCAAAAAAAAAAAACCCGAAAAAUAAAACAACCGUGUUGGGUAAUCCGCGUAUUUGUUAAUGUGCUACACGAGCAAAUUCGCGUAAUAUUCAACUGAAUACGCGACGCUAAACCCGGGUCACUAUAUUUUUGUUCUACACAUUUUUUUUUGUUUUUCCACUCGAUAACAAUGACCAAAUCAUUUGUAAUAAUAUGUUUGACGGUACGUUACGAUGGUAUUGCUUGUGCGCUCGCCGCCAUCGUCGCUAAAUAUAAAUAAUCGAUGUUGUUGAUAUUAUGAUUUACGAAAAUAAAAAAUAAAAACUAUGUGUCAGAAAAGCGAUUAUUUUUCUUUUACAUGCCGUUCUUUAUUUUUUUUUUUUUUUUUCAAAACCUUGACGGUGCGGCGACGAUUGUUGUGAAUUUUCGACCGAGUGACUACACUAUAAUAUGUACUCGAAAAUUUGUGUACAACAAAUAAAAAAACCGCAACCAAAAACAUCUUACGUUAUUAUUAUGUGUAUGAGUAGAACGCGCGCAAACCGGAAUCGUACAUCCGGGCGUGUCUAUUCAAUAAAAGAAAAGUAAAAAAAAAAAAAUCUAUUCGCGGAAACGGUCGACGAGCGAGAUUUUAUACAUGAGCUGUAUUCGUAGGAUUCGACGAUAAUUUCCUAUAAUACGAGUACACAAUGCGGCGGUUUCGAGGCAAAAGAGCCCAAAAGACACUUAAGAUCUAAGGGAAGAAGGCGUAAACCAGGCGCUAUUGUCCGGACCAACUGGUACUUCGGCGUGACCGUUUUAUAACGAACGGUUAUUGAUGUUUUACAUCUGAGACAUAAAGAACAGUGCGUAAAAUGAUUGCCUUUUUAGAUCACGGGUCCAAGGGUCGUUUUUAAAGACUAAACGCCAAUAGUAUAUACUAGUGCUGAGCAAUAUUUUCACCGAUUCGGACUUAGAUUAAUCCGUUAAUUUUUUUUAAAUGGGCUAGGCAUUAAAAACGUAUAGAAACUAGAUAGCAGAUGUUAUCAUCGAACGAGACAACUUGAAACGGUUAAACGGAUUACGGAUAUUAUAUUAUGUUAAUUGAUAAACGAUUUAUGUUAUAAUCCGGAUUAAACUGAUUGUAUAACGUUUGUGUGAAUUCUGAUCCGUAAUCCAGAUUUGGAUUGAUCCGGAUUUGAUGCUCUACACUAGAUAUUAUGCAGUGUCUAUACGCGGAUUCGCCCAAAAGCCCGUCGCCCGUUGCAGGGCGCAUUGGAAACUGUCGCCAAUCCCACCGGUAUACGCCACGUGUGUAUAAAUAUUAAACACUAUAGGUUAUAAUAAAUUAUAAUAUUAAUAUAAUAAUAUGCGAAUGUGUGUCACCAUCGCGUUGUUGGCCGAAAAACGACUAAUACGAACGCAGAGCCGAACAAUCUUCCAAACGGGCAAACGGGCGUUCUAUUUUCGUAUGGAUCGCGGAGAGCUUUUGGCUUGUGUCGCAUUCGUACAUUUGAUACCGCGCGCCGACACAUAAUUAUUUGUAAUAGGCACGCCGCCGCCGUUGUCGUCGGAAUAAUAUUACAAUAUAAUAAUAAUAAUAAUAAUUAUGUAUCGUGACGAUAAUGUCGUGUAUAAAUGUAAAAUUCGUGAACGUGAACUUGUAAUCGAUCAUGCAACAAAUAUUAUCCUGCGAAUUUAAUGCGUUGGAAAAUCUUAAGAAAAAAAAAAGUAACAAUUGCAAAUCGAACAAGCACCCGCGGACAAAGGGCUCCGUUACUGCUCGUAUAUAGGUCGAUUUUAUUUUUUUGUCUCUAUAAAGGACUUUUCUGCUGAGAAAUCUUGGUUGAAUCGAAAACGUUUAUAGGAACUCUUUUUGUAGGUAGCGUUUUCGGUGCAGUCGGUGCGUUAUGGGGGAGAUCGUUUUUCGAUUUUCCUUGCAGUUUUCGUAAUAAACGGCGAAAACCGGCAAUUUUUUUCUAUAAUUCUCGUUGAAUUCCGAGUUACCUAGGAAACAAGGCCGAAAAAACUACGGCUAUAUAAUGCUCUGCUCAGAAUCGUUUUUCGUUAGACACGAUUUAUCGUUGCGUGUAUAAUACACUGAUAUAAAUUGAAUUGCUUUACACAUACAUAUACAUAAUAUAUCCUCCCUUCCGACUUUCCUCCGGAAACAGCGGUACGGCCAUCAGCAGUAUGAACAUUUAAAACAUAAUAAUAUUAUACUUUAUAUUUUUUUCAUUUUUUUUUCCCCCCGGAUUUUUCAUCAAUGUGGAUUCGCGUUAAUUAUAACACGUAUACGGUACGACGAGAACGUAUUUUAGAGGAGGAUUUAUAUUACAAUAUCUAUUAUACGAACUUAAAUGAAUAAUCGGGGUUUUUUUUUUUUUUUUUAUCGCGUUUUAUUCAUUAUCGUACACGAUGCGUGCGUUUAAAUCAGCUGUUACGCAGGUACAUUCAAUAAUAUUAUACACGAUUAUUAUUACUGUAAGCCUCGGUCAUGUGUCAAGUGGGCGCCGGGCACUCGGUAAUACAGACUCUCAUUCGGACGAGAAAACCGUAUCGACGAAUCCGGUAUUUUACAUGACGUCAUAUUGCUAGUAUAUUUAAUAACGUUCGAACGUUCGGAAAACAAAUUCGACCUACAUAAUAAUAAUAUUAUUAUUUUAAAAUCAUAAAACGUUUCAGAUUGAUGUUAUUUGCCGGUUUAUUUUUUGCGUUUUAUACACGGCUAAUGAUCCUAUACAUUAUAAUAUGCACUCGUCGUGUAUCGUCGUAGUUGUAUUACGUUUUUAUUUUCUUCUAUCAACGUUAUUGCGUUCGAUAAUUUUUCGAUUCCAAGCUCGUAUAGUACAGUGUGAAUGUAUACCUUUAUAUUAUGUGCGCUUGUUUUUUCGCAUCAGAAAAAAAAAAAAUUCAAGACGCAGUGCGUUAGGGAAAUUAUUUUUCGAUUUUUCUUGCAAUUUUAUAAAUACAAUGGAGGAAAAUACAAGAAUAUUUACGCACGAUUUACGGUUUUUGAGACUUGGAAUUUUCACCGAAUUAUCAGUUUAUCGUAUACUUUAGAGACGGUUUUUUUUUUUUUUUAGUUUUAUGCAAAUAAAAAUAUAAAAUUUAUUUUUUAGAUUUUAUCAGCAUUUAAGUUUAGAUUUAUGUUGUAAUCUAUUAAAAAACGAACGGUCAUAAUUUGUUUUAUAAUAAUUACAAAUUAAUAGAAAAUUAAUUAAAAUUGUUUCGGACAUAUUUAGCCGAACUUCGCUCAGAAUAGUUUUCCGUUUGCAAUAAUUUAUCGUUGCGUUCAGACAAUAUAGGUACUCUGAAUAACCAUAUAAUGUAUAUAUAUAUAUUCAUAUACCCAAGGCCACAUUAAUAGGGGUCCAAUGAACUCCGGGGCCGAACUUCAAGGAUUUGAAAACUGGCCUUUUUUUAAAAAGUGAAUUAAACAGAUGCAUUUUUGUAGAUACUUUAAAAAUUCUAAACGAAAAUUGUUCGCAUGUACACAUAAUAAUGUCGGCACAACGGAAUCUUUACAUCCGCGGGGACGUUCCCUCCCUUCCCCCUCCCCAUAAUCCGGAUUCGUAUAUUUAUCCAGACUUCCCGACUUCCCGUACACAGCAGUGACACGAACAUACGUGUGCGGAUAUUAUUUUUAUUUUCUAUGCGCAGCAAUUUCUUUUUCCGCGGUCUUUCGACGUUCUGUUUUCGAAAAAGACGCGAGGAAAGUCAAUAACAGCUGCCGCAAGUGUAUUAGCCGGUCCGUAUCAAUAGCCCAGCGAUACGCGCGCGCGCGUGUACACAACAAUAAUGAUAAUAAAGGACUAUAAUAAUACUACGUAAUUUAAUAGAAGGACGUUCGGACAAAACAAAACCUCCAAGACUCGAUACGGUCCGGCGCGUAAAGAAUGCCUAGAAAUAAAACGUUGACUGUGUCGCGUAGUAAAUAGUUAAACCGUAGUAUAAAUAUCAUAACCGCGAUUGAACAUAAUCAUUACGACUAAGUGUAUAUUAUAAUAUUAUGUACUGUACGAGCACACAAUAAAAUCUCUCUGAGAAAAUAUCGCGAGAGUUAAUGUCCCGGACGAGCGGCACAGAAAUGAUCGCAAACGGUUCCGUCCCUAUUGAAACCGCGCGCGGCUCAGAAAAUGUAGAAAGUAAACGCGUGCUCGGGGUGCUUUUCGGGUCGACGAUUCGACCGCGCAAGUAGGUAACAGCAGUGCUGACGGUAUUGCCGGUACUAGAAAAAACCGAAACUCUCAUUCCGAUAGUUUUUGCGAAGUAGGUUUUUUUUUUUUUUCUUUUCCGUGCAGACCAUUACGAUUCGUUGGCUCUGCGGACGAUAUCGCGAGGUUGACGCCGCAGCGGCAGAGUCCGUUGGCUUUCCGUGACCGCGGGAUUUCGGGUUAACCGUCACGCCGCGAAACCGACGGCGUAAUCGACGACGAGCGUUGCAUAAAUACUUGAAAAUAAUAAUCACACGUCUUUGGGGCCCGAUAACAGUUCGGGUUGCGGGGCGAAAGACGAUGCGCGACUGCCGAUACGGUUCGACGACAACAACAACAACAACAACAAUUGAAAAUAACAACACAAUAUUACAAUACGGGGAACCGGCAUCGUCGUUCGCCGUUACGGCGUAAUAAUUAUUGUUAUGAUAACGCGUUUAGCGGACGGGCCGAAAAUCUCGUGCGCCGUCCGCACGAUUAUUUUUCGUGUUUGUAGUAUAGCGCACACACUCGCACGCAAUACGCGUUAUAAAUAUUGCGCGAUCGCGGAGAUGUUUCGCGGCCGUACGCGGGCACAAUAAAUAUUAACGCGUAGUUGACUGGGGCGGAUUCGCAGCCAGGUAUCGCAGGGGGUCGUGGACCGUUAUCGCGUGCAACGUGUUAACGGUGACGUAACAACAACGCCGGGCCGGUGAUCGCAGCGCGUAUUCCGCUGCGCCGGGCCGCGCCGGAUCGUGACAUUAUUGCGGAUCGGUCGCCGCGUUUUCUACUGGUGUUCCUCGCAGUGUCGUGAACGCACAAUUGUUUUCGCACGCGGCCGAAAGAACAGCGUCGCCGACGCGUCGCUUUGCGACUGUUGUUGUCGUGACGUUACGUAUCCGUCCCGUGAAAAAAAAAAAAAAAAAACAAAAACGCCGUAAUAUAGUACCCGUGUACGGAUAAGAUUUUCGAAUUUAUUUUUUUUUUUCUUUCUAAUUUUUGUAAUUCUAAUUCAAUUAUUAUCACGGAUAUCCCAGUCUGGGAGACGGUUUUCGGUAUUGCCGCGGUAAGCGCGCAUGAUGUGCAGUAUCUUACACAAUAAACGGGACGACCUUUAUUAAUAUUACGCGCAACAACAACAACAACAACAAUAACAACACCACCACAGCGUCGGCGAUUCUGUAACGCGACGAGGGAUGAAAUCGGAGGGAUGACGCCGACGUUACGUACGCGCGUGCGACGACGAGGGGUGGGUAGGUAGGUAGGUAGGUAAGUAGGUAGAUAUAGGUGCGUGUGUUUUGACGACGUUUAAAAUAUACGGCGGCGGCCGCGGCGGCAGCCGAACGGGUGGGCGAACUCGCGCUGCGCUGACCUACUUACCGCGGCACAGGUUACCGACCUCUUCCCUCUUCGUUUACACCGGCGGCUACGGCGGCCCCACUUAUAACCUUCACGCGAUACACACCGUCGUAGUCAUUCGCCGGCAGUGGCCUCAUCUACCAUUGGCCGUAAGCGCGCGUCCCACCGAAAAAAAAAAAAAAAAAAAAAAAAAAAAACACCGUUCGUUUUGCAUUAAACAGACAGAUUGCACAAGCCUCCUCCUCCGCCGCCGCCGCCGCCGCGUGUGUACACUACUAUUAUUAUUGUACGCUCGUAUUAUAUUAUUAUUAUAUAUAUAUAUUUUUUUUUUCUUUCUCGCUUUUCUCUACCGCCGCCGCCGCCAUAACAGCUCAUUCCCGAGCCGAUCGCCGUCGAUCGUUACCGGCCGGCCGCACAUUAGUCCGUAAUAGUCGCGUACGUUCGCGUCGUCCGCGUCUUCGCCGCCGAUCGUAACCGCGUUUCCCGCGAGCGCUUUAAUUCGGUCCGCGCAUUGUCGCCCCGUUAUUGUAUUGUUGUUGUUGUUGUCGGUGACCGCGAACCGGCACUCUUAUCGUAUGGGCAAAAUUUGAUUAUUUUCGGGAAAAAAAAAAAAAAAAACACCAAUUUAUAAUAUACAACACAUAUAAUAAUAGAAUAUUAUACAUAUAUAUAUAUAUAAGGCGGUCGCGUUAUCCUUGGAUAACCGGCGUAGUCUUAAGCCGUCGUCGUAGCAGUAGUCGCCGACUUCGCAGCGGUUGGGCGUUACCCCGUUAGCGGUGGAGACGGAGAGAGAGCGACAGGGCGUGGGAGAGGGAGCGAGCGAUGCGGUGACGCGCGGGUGUUUCGCGCCGCGGGGCGUGCUCGCGCUCGUGUGACAAAAGAUUGAAGAGAAAGUGACAGUGUUCGCCCGGAGACCGAACGAGCGCGGUGUCGGUGCACGGAUCGGAAUUCUCUCCCACACGCGCGAGUCAGAGUCCGUAAAACAUGAAUUUUUUUUACUUUCCGCGCUACGACGACGUUACGGGGCACAUUUUUUUCCUGCGCCCAUGCGUUACGUAAAAACGGCCGCUGCAUUCGAAUCAACAUCCGGCGCCGAAGAAUAUAAUAACAAUAAUAAUAAUAAUCAUUUUUUUUUUUCUUGCGAGCUAAUAAUAACAAUUUUGCGUAUACGUGCUUGUCCACGGUUAUAAUAUCACAUGACAAAUUGUUAGUGCGUAUCGGUCGUAAUAGUAAUGAGUCGAUAACGAUAUUUACGUGAUUUUGAAUUUUUCGUUUACCGCGUGCGUGUUUUCGGUAUAAUAAUAUCAGCAUUAUUAUUCCGUCGAAUAUACACAGUUUUUUGACCGUCGUACCGGUACGCGAAAUAUUUAUACUUUGUUUAGAAUGUUUUGUUUUGUUUUUUUUUUUUUUUUUUUCAAUACGUUUUUCUACCGUGAUUCAAUGUUAAUUUAUAAUGAUAUUGUUUGUUGAACAGGAAUUAUGACCCUAACAAGUACCCCGUGUGACCUGAGUACCAUGAGUCUGUUUCAAGACCUGAAACUGAAGAGGCGCAAAAUAGAUUCACGGUGCAGCAGUGACGGUAAGAUUUUCGAUAAAAUUGUGGAAUUUAUUAUAGUAAUUAAUAUUUUAUAAGUUGUAGUACCACAAAUCACGUGCAUCGUUUCUUCUCUUUUUCUUGUGUUUAAGGUGUAACGACCUUUAAUAUCUCCGACCAAAUAUUUCUCCAUCUAUUUCUGUCCUACGUGCUGCCUCCCUCUCUAUUGUACUCUAGAUUCCACCGUUCUUACGUCCCAAACAAUUCACAGUCCUCCCAUUUUAAGCUCCCGGAUGUAACUAAUGGUGACUAAUGGUUUUUUUUUUGGAAAUUUGAUAAUAUUAUAUCCGGAAACCGAGAAAAAAAUAUAACCUGAAUGUUAUAAUAUGUUUCCUAGCAAUUUCAACCCUAAUAUACACGGGUAUGUUUUACCGGUCAACGUGUCGGCUUAAUUCAAAAAAAAAAAAAGUUCGACAUUAUGUUGUUGUUUUUUUUAAAAAUAUUGUGUAUAUUUACAUAUGCACGACCCUUCAAAAAUAAAAGGGGGUGUAUCAUUGAUAUCUGCUGGUUAGACAUAAAUUUAAACGCUCGCGUGUCUCGUGUUGUGUUUUAUAAAAAAUAAAAUAUUUUAAGCGUUAGGUUAGGUUUUGAUUUCAUUUAAAAUCGAUUUUUUAUUUAUUUAUUCAUAUUGAAACAUUAUUAAAACCCUGUUUCGAAUACACACAUAUAUUAUAAAAAUCUAUAUCGUACGUCAUUAAACUGCGUACAUGGUUUGUGUGCAAGAUUUGUCAAUUUCAUAGGAUAUGCAGUUACUUAGGAAAUUGUCAAACCCUGCACAUACACACUGUAUAUUAUUAUGCUGAUAAGAUAUAUUAUACAUAUAGCUAAAAUGUACUCUACGAAUUUACUCUCGUUUUGCUUCGUCGUAAUUUACGCGAACAUCGUGGAUUUCUGUUGUAAAUUAAUUCAAAAAGAAAAUCAAAUAAUAACAAAUUUGUUCUCCCGUGAAUAUUAUAUCAACAUUAUUAUAAUAAUAUCAAAGCGAUUUCAUCGAAAACAUCGGUAAAUAUUGAAAAAAAAAAACGAAUAUCGAGUAUUUGUUUAAUAUUAUAAAAAUAAUCGUUUUUAAUAUGAAAAACGUUAUAAAUUAUAAUCAAACCGCAGUCGAUGGUAUUUUUUUUUCUUUAUAUAUUUUAAUGAUAAUUUAUUAUUUGUUAAACCACAAAACUGUUUGGUACCUACUGCAUGCGUUUACAAUAUUAUUAAAUUUAUACAAAUUGCUUCUGAAUGUUAUAUAAAAAAACUAAAAAAAUUUCAACGUGAUUAUAAUGAUUAUAGCGAAUUAAGUGUUUAAAAAGCAAAAUAAAAAAAUCCUUCCCUAUUAAACCGAUUAAUAAUUAUUACGAUAUCGUUAUUUUCAUCGUGAUCCGUUUAUCGAAACGUUAUAAUAAUAUUAUAAUCAAAACGUUCAAAGAGAGUCAAAUCGAUUCAGACGUAAAUUGUAUAACAUUAUAUUUAGUAAAAUCGUUAUAAUAAUAACAAUAGUUUUUUUGAAAUACGCAAUUAUCCCUAAAAAAAUUUAUUUUAUAUUGAAUCUCGCGGGACAAAAAUCCUCUGGAAAAUAUAUCCGUCCAUGAGAAAAUCAAUAAAAACAACCGAUGAAAAACCACAGCGGGUUCAGACGGACAAAGCGUCAAGGAAGGGAGAAAUGGGAGAAUCUAAUCUACCUGUUGGUCCUGGUCUACUGUUUUUCCGAGGAAGUUUUAGUAUCCUUGCAAGUAUCAUUAUAUAAUACCUAUAGGUAUGAAAAACCACUGAUUAUUAUAAACUGGGAAGAAAACGGAAUCGCAUUUUCCUCGGCUUUUAAAUAUGCUGCAUCGACGUUCAAAGAAGCAAAGAAAAUAUAAAAAAAACAAAAUGGUUUGAGGAUUUUUUUUCCCCGGGGAAAGAGGGAGGCGUGUUCCCUGUAUUUCACCCUUUUCAUUUCGAUUACCGCGCAACAUUAUUAUUUUAAUUCUUUGGUUCUAGAAGGAAGAAAAAGGCUUGAUGUUUAGCAUAUUUCUCUCAUCACCUCCUCUCAUUAUUUUAUUGUCUAAAUGGCGCUAGUGCAUGUUCUAACACACGGCAAUUAAAACCUCUCUAAUCACUACAGUGCAUUUUUUUCGUUAGGCCAAUAAGUCGUAAUAAAAUAAUAACAUGUAUAUACAGGGUGAUUUGUUUAUCACGAACCAGCAAAUAUCUCGGAGGAUUUCAAGUGAAUUCGAUUUCUGUUUUUUUCUAAUUUUUAUGAAAUCGUUUAAGCUUUAUUUUAAAACUAUUUUUAAUUUUUCACCCCUACUCUGUAUACUUUAAAUAAGUGCAUACUUUCGAUUUUCAAAUAGGAACCCCCAACUUUUGAACAUAGAUUUAAAUAGAGAAUAAUUUUCUAGAAAUGUUGAUACGCAUAACACUAAUAUCAGAUUUACCGUUUACAAAUUAUAACAAUUUACAAUUUAGACCGGAGGAGUAAAAAGGGUUCAUAGAUAGGCAAUUUAUUACCCUUCCCGUAUACAAGGCUCGAGCUUGUUUAGAACGGGCCACUUGUUAUAGCGAUUUGCAGACCGUUUGGCGAUAUUCAAAAUUCGCCGUUGUCGAAUACUAUACGUAAAAUAUUAUUCGUUUUCAAAAGUGUUGCCCGGGACCAAAGGCGUAUGUUAAUCAUAUGUAAACGUAAGUAUAGAAAAGAAGGUCCGUUACUCGAUCCCUGCAUAUAAUAUUUUAAGCGAUUCAGUCUUGAACUUUAGGUCUAAAACCAAUUGGGCUCGAGCCCCGCUGUGUAUUUUCGGUCUCUAUAUUUACGUCCACGGUACCCAAUCUCACAUGUACACCCGCAGUUGCCCGGGGGUGUCCGUCGUGGUGACGCGCAGACACAAAAUAUACGCGUGUUACAUGCGUGUCUUAUUUUAUUAUACCUAUACAAUAUAAAUCCGACGAUAAUAACGAAACGUAAACACCCACCGAUCCCUGCGGAAAAAAAUAAAAAUAAAAUCGUCGUAAUAUAUUAUAAUAAACUGGCGCACUUAACCUAGUGACCGAAACAAAUUGACACCAACCCGGAUUUCAAUAACGUUCGUGUACAUAAUAAUAAUAUAGUUUAUGUUGUUUUGACAGCGAAACGGUGUAUUGUAUAGGUAUUAUUGUAUACAUUGUAUCGUAUAUAAUACGCUCGUCUUCUUCUGCGGUUUUGUUUAGUUUUUUUUUUUUUUUUUGUACGAGAGGAUUACCGUAUACGUAACGGGGGUAUAAAUAUAACGGGGAAAAGGAUACAGGAAUACAGGUACCAAAUACAUAAAUAUGAUAUUGUACGAAAGGAAAAUGGUAGCUGCGACAUGGCGAUACCGCACGCGGUAAUAAACACGUCAGAACCGUCGAUAGGACUUAUUUCGGGUUUUCGGUAUUGUGUAGGUUCACGUGUGCCACGUUAUAAGGUCAUGGGAACCGCGACCCUUCGGCCGGUUUGUCACGGUAGUGUUUUUGUGCGUUUUUUUUCCCGUCCGGCAUCACGCGGCGUGUGUUCUGUGUUAUUCACAACGACGACGAUGGGAACUGACCUGACCUAAUUUCGUAGAUACGUAUAUAUAUAUAUAUAUAUGUAUUAUAACGUGGUUUUUAUCCCGUAUUUUUCCCGUUUAUGUUUAGUGCGUAACAAUAUGUAUCGAACCGCCACCGCAAUAUACAGCAAUACGCAGCGGCGCCUCUUUCCUAAAACCGAUUUCAGAUUCCGAACGGAGCGAGGAGCGCAUUAUACGGUUUUAUAACGAUGUUUAUUAUUAUUAUUAUUUUUUUGUUGCGAACGAUUUUUGAAAUUUCGUUCCGAUUUUCCAGUGUAGCACAAUUUUUCCGAAAGGAAAUCCGAUACUGGGAUGGAACUUUAAGGUGAUCGUUUUUUGAUUUUCCCAGCUGUUUUCAUAAUAAACGGGAAAAAACAUGAGAAAACCAAGAGAAUCUACGAAAUGUAUAAUGUUUUCAAUUUUUUGUUUUUUGUUUUGUUUUAAUUUAGUUAAACAGCGACUUGAAGUUUGGACAGAAAACUUAUAUUUCAUUUUUCUAAACGUGGUGAAAUUUUCAAAACAUUGUAGCCAUUUUUGAGCUAUUUAUAGACAUUUUAAUUUUACGGGGGUUUUUUUUUUACGUAAUAUUUGAUCAGUAGGAACUCUGUAAAUAAAAUUAAUAGACCAAACAGAAAUGCUAGAAAAUUUAACAGGAGGUUCAUAAUAGUAAAUCGUACUUUGUAAUGAAAAAAAAAAUGAGUGCAAUGUAGAAUUUUUUAUUUAUUUCUAUUUUAGUAUCAAAGUUUGACGAAAAUCGUUAUAGUAAAAAAUAUUAGUAAAGAAAUUAUAUAAUGCAUGUAUAAUUAUUUUACCAUAAUAUGAUAUGUAUUGUACCUAUAUUGUUGACAAAGCAACACUAUUAACUGAACUCCGCUCAGAAACGUUUUUCGUUAGCAAUAAUUAAUCGUUGCGCACAAGUAUAAACAUUCAAUUUCCCCUCUACUUUCUUAACUUCUCACCUACAACGAUGGGUGAGUUCUGUUGGUGCUCACCCAUCGUACGAAGUAUGUACGUUUUUUUUUUUAUAAUAAUUUACUCUCGUUUGACGCGAUAGUCUACAGUAUUAUGACUAACCAUCUAACCAUCGUAUAAUAAAAUAUACCGUUUUACGAGUACUAGGAGUGCUUUUAUUUUUAUUAUUAUUUUUUUUUUUUUUGUUCUUUCUCUGGACGGGUUUUUGCCCAGAAAAUAUUAUGCUCCGCACCGUCAUUGUCAGUUUUUAUUCCGGCGCCGACGAAUUCUGGUUGGUCAUGAUACGUUUGCGAUGUAAAUUUUCGCUAUUCUUUGCGGUUUUCUGGAAAAAUAAGGUUUAAAAAACCCGCCGGCAAAAUAGGGAUAUUUACGUUUUUGUCAAAAUCGAUAAGGUUUUUUUUUUUUUUAAUUUGACAAAAAACGACCUUUAACGUUCACCAAAUACUAAUUUAUAUGUCUUCUUGUAAACACUCGACAAUUUGAUACGAGUUAUUGGUUCUUAUUGGAGUGUUUUGAUGGAAAUAUGAUUAAAAAAAAAAAAAAUGAGCUGAUACUGUAGUUGCAUGAUCGGUGUCUGCCACUGUUGUAAGUGCAAGGAAGUCCGGGAGGAUAGAGUAAUUUAAUUUUUUUUCUGUAACAAUAAAUCGUUCUUAAUAAAGAACGAUCCUAAACGAAGUCCGGCUAAGUAUAAUUUGAAAUGCCACAAUAUUUGUUACUUUCAGAAAAAAUUUGAACGCUUAUAAAAAAAAAAUUGCAUUACGUUAAAAUAUUUACAAUGCGUUAUCGCGUAAAUUUUCUCAACGUGUUUUUUCCCGGUUUUUCCCCUUCUCGAUAACCAGACCGAAUUCACUACCUGUAGAAACCGUCUCUAAAGUCGCGUAGACGCGAUCGGUGCGAGAUUACCGGUCUAAAAGUGUCGGCAAGGACGAGGGGGGAAAAAAAAGGGAUCGGAAAUCUGAAAGUUUUAAAUUCGUUUAGUCUGUUUUAUAUAUAAAAAUAUAUAUAAAUAUAUAUAUAUAUAUAUAUAUAUAAAUAUAUAUAUAUAUAAAUAUAUAUAUAUAUAAAUAUAUAUAUAUAAAUAUAUAAAUAUAUAUAUAUAUAAAUAUAUAAAUAUAUAUAUAAAUAUAUAAAUAUUAUGAACGGGCGUUUGAAAAUCGUGUUGUAUAACCGCACCAGCCGCCUAUAUAAUAUUAUUAUAGUAUAUAACGACUCGAGUGCGUGACCUAAUAGGUGGGAAUAGUGGCGUAUGUAUAAGUUGAUAAAUAAUACAAUAUUACUUGUGUGUGUAUUAUAUAUUAUGUAUAUACCUAUACACAUACGUCCGUUUAUCUUAUCGCGGCAGUCCCGAACUAUAUAACAACGCCGCCGUACGGCGGCGUUGUAGCGUAUACCGCACUUUAGUACUUUGCACGAAACUGUACACACGUACCAUAAUAUUAUAUUAAACGGAAUGUGUAACGGUUAUUAUUCCAAUGCAUGGGUUGGACACGGGCGAUUCUUUAAAAAUGUGUUUAAUAAACGUUUUGCGUUGUGUGUUUUCAUUCCGCAGGCGAGAGCAUAGCGGACACGAGUACUUCAUCACCGGACGUCGCGGGCCCGGCAUCGCCGUCUAGCCGGUUGGACCGAUCGGAACCGUCUCCCGGUCUGAUCAUAGCCAUGGAUAGGUACGCGCACCAGAAACGACGAGACCGCGGACAGCCACAGAGCCUAUAAUAUUAUAAUGUCGUUAUGUGUAUUGCGUACACGCGUGUAGUAUAAAGCCCCGUUCACGCAGCCGACGAUUUUAUUAUUAUUAUUAUUAUUUUUUUUUUUUUUCGAAUAUUUUAGAGUGUGUCCCGAUCUCGACAAUACUUCGGAGAAACGGUUCGGAUACCGUACCGUAUACCGUAACGGUCGCAUAAUGUAAUGCUACGAGAAAUCGGUGUAUGAGCGAUCGGUCGAAUUGUAACUUAUUUAACAGUCGUUGUUUUGAAUCGCGCUACUACUCAUAUUGUUCGUGCGAUAACACGAACAAUAUGUCUGGGGGGGGGGGCAGUCGUAUCGUACCGAGUCGUUCGUUCGUUCGGCGACAACGAAACAUGUUAUCGACCCGGUAAUCGCGCGUAUUUCACCAACCCUUAAGACACGUUUGGAACGGUUCUAAAAAAAAAAAAAAAACGUCCGGAGUUUCGAUGCACGCGCGAACCCGCGGCUCAAGAGAGUGACCGGUCGCACAACUACACCAACUUAUAAUAAUACCGUUCUAUAGUACCAAGACGGAAUUCAUAUUGUUUUGUUACGAAAAAUUACGUUAUUUUGCCGGGAUAAACUUUGAAACGUUUAUAGUGAUAACGCUACGUAGGUGUACGUGUCGAGUAUGUACAUCGUGACAAUGGAUCCGCGAAUGUAGACAAAUGGGGGCGGAGGGGGGGGGUCUACUGGUCCGAAUGCGUUGUGCAGAUAAUAAUCGCAUCUAAUACAUUGCGUGUAGCUCGGGGGGUCCUGUCGGACGCGAAUCGUGCUCUACGAAAAAAUACGCGUGGACCAAUCGGCAGAAGACAUUUCGCCACACUUCAGACCGGUACCGACCGAUGCGAUUGUAUUAUUGUUAUAAAUAACGAUUUUUCUCGUUUACAUUCCACUCGCGUUGUGUUAUUACCUCCUAGGUAUACAUUUUUACUUGCAUUGUUAAGAGUUUCGAAAUCUCUGUGCGUAAAACGUCUCCGUGAGCAUCCCCGCACGACUAUUAUAAUAUUAUCGGCUGUCGCUGUCCGUCUCUCGAUGGAGUUUGUUUUUGUUUUUUUUUUUUUUCAUGCGUAAAAUAAUACCAUUUCGUUCCUGUUGUACCUAUAUACAGGAUGGCUUCGUCGCCGGAAUGCGGUAGCAUGACUACGGAUAGCGGACAGGACCCGAACGACGCGGGCGACCGCGUCAAAGUCAAAGAAGAAAUGUUGGAUGACAAGAAGGACGUGCAGAUGGUACAGGGAUACGAAAACGGGACGGCGUCCGACAGCAAAACGGGACCGUCUUCGCCGUCGUCGGUUACGGCGGCGGCGGUGGCGGUAGCGGCAGCGGCGGCGGCGGCGGCUGCGCAGCAGCAACAGCAGCAGAGGCGUGAGUCGGUUGUAAUGACGAGCCCUUUGAGUUGCGUGGUCAAGUCGCCACCGCCGUCGCAUUCGUCGUCACCGUCGCCGUUGACUUGGUCGUCAACGGUAGCUCAGACGUCGUCGCAGCAGCAGCAGCAACAACAACAACUGCAUCAGCAACUCCACCACCAACACCAUCAGCAGCAACAACAUCAUCAGCAACAGCAACACCACCAGCAGCAGCAGCAACAGCAGCAGCAGCAGCAGCAACAGCAACAGCAGCAUCAGCAGCAGCAACAGCAACACCAUCAGCAGCAGCAAUCGCAGCAGCAGCAGCAGCAGCAGUCGUCCCGGUGCAACACCCCUUCCGCUCCGGACUCCAUGUCCGUUACCCAACAGUACCAGCAACGCAGGCAGUCCGUCGUCACUUCUGUAUCGUCAGCGUUUUGGAACGCGGGCACGCAAACGUCGCCCGCGUCCACCACGUCCGGCAAUACGGCGGCCGCUGCCGUCGCGGCAUCUGCCGCCGCGUCCGUCUUGUCUGUGUGCCGUAUAAAUGGCGUUCGGCCUGAGCUUAUCGGCGGCGCCGGAUUCGCGUCGGCCGCCGCAGCCGCCGCCGCGGCAGCCGCCACCAACACUGACAUGAAACCGCCGGCCGCCAUACCUCCACGAACCACUCGGUCUGCACCCACCGUUAUCAUGGGUGAAGCUGGUAAGUGCACAGCGCGUUCGAAUAACAUCCCUUCAUUUCGCGGCCCGUAAUUCUAAAACGUAUAUUCUUAAACGCCCAUUCCUAUCCAUUUCGCCGACAUCAGUGCCCAGUCCCGAAACAAAAAAAAUUCGCAUUAACGGUAACAUUUCGGUGUUUUGUCGCAUUUCGCAGGUGGCGUUCGGACGAUGAUCUGGUCCAGUCCGCCGGGUACCGUGGAACAGUCCACGUCGCCGGCCAGCACCUGCGGUGCCGUGCCGUCGACGGCCGGCUCGCCCUACUGGUCGUCCGCGUCCACGUGGACGUCCAACACGUCAUCCGGUUCUUCGCCUUCCCCGUCGCCAGGGGUCAGUGAAGAGUCAGCCGCCCAUCUUUUGUUGAACCUCGGCGUGGCCGCCGGCCAUGACGUCACGUCCGUCAUUAGCCAUAUGCCCGGUCUCAGGCCCAUCGGCGGUCAGCAGACGUCGGUGGGUGGUGGCGGCGGCGGAGGCGGUGUACAAGGUAACAUUGGCGCUGGUGGCCAACAGAGUUUCCACGUGCCGCUCAACAUGGAACGGCUAUGGGCCGGUGACCUAUCCCAGCUGCCGGUGGCUUCCACGCAUCAAAUGCAUGCGCUAAACCUAACGGCCAACACGGGCGCUGGAUGGCCGAUGGCCAGUCCCAACGGUGAUAACAAACCGGCGCCCGUCAACACGUACCAUCACCAGAUGGAAGAGGCCGACGAACAGGACCAACCAAUGGUGUGCAUGAUCUGCGAUGACCGGGCCACGGGCCUGCACUACGGAAUCAUCACUUGCGAAGGGUACGUACAAGUUAUGUCUAGACCAAAUUAAAGAAAAAAUAUUUAUCCACAUUUUGGGUAGCUAAAUAAACCUAUUGGUAAUUAUCAAAAAUAUUUAUCUACCCAUGGAUUUUUAACCCCGGCAUGUAAUUACCCUUGCAUCAUCCGUUUUGGGAACCCUGAUUGUACGAAAAGACUAAAAACUGUUUGUGCGCAUAUUUUUAAAUUCAGUGUGCACAACGAGAAUAAAGAGAGUCGUAGGAGAAUCGUGACAUAAAAUUAAAACGCAUUUUAUUGAAAUUUAUACUCGAUUAUUAUUUUUGUAAAUAAUUUUCUUUCUUCCUUUUUCUAACUUAGUAAGGCGCCAAUCGAGUUUUUUUUCAUAAAAUCAUUUUUCUUUAAAGGCACGGCGACGGACGGUGUUUUCGAUAAUAUUGUUCGCCAAUGUCCACUCGAGUAAGGUAGUCUUGCCGCAUAUUUUGCACUGACGAGGAAUUUUAUCGACUUCAAACGUUUUUGAAAAUAUUUUCUAGUCGUGCGUUAAAAUAGGAUUUGUGUGUAUACCACGAGAAAAACACACGACACCGCGCUGUCGCAAACUUAUCCACCGCGUAUGCGAACGUCAUUAUCGCGCCGUAACUGUAAAACCGUUAACGGUGUACGGUUCGCCUUGCUCAAGGACGACGACUUCUUUUUUUUUUUCUGUACACUACAAGGUUAUAUGUACCGAGAUAUUAUUACAUAGUAUUAUUUUUACUCGCACUGGUUUCCAUUCAUCCGACAGGAGUCGUUAACACUAAAAUACGCAUAAUACAGUUCGUUUUCCUAUUUUCGUACGCUCGAUGACCCGCAACCAUACGUGUAUUUUAUUAAUUCAUUUAUUAUUGGGUAUAUUUUUUUAAAUUUUAAUUCUCGUCCGUUUCGUGUACACAGAUGCAAGGGGUUCUUCAAACGUACCGUCCAAAACCGAAGGAUAUACACGUGCAUAGCGGAGGGCACUUGCGAAAUAACAAAAGCUCAACGGAACAGGUGUCAAUACUGCCGCUUCAAAAAAUGCAUCGGACAAGGAAUGGUGUUGCAAGGUAAGCGGAUUUCGCCGACGCAUUAAUAUUAAUUACAGUGAAGUUUUCAUCGACCGACGAAAACGAAAUUAUAAUCGUACGGGCGCGGUAAUUUUAACGAUUUAUACCGGACAAAAUGAAAUAUACGCCGGGCACUGUUUGAUUUUGAUGGUCAAUGUAGGCAAAAUUACGCAUUUCCCCGAACAUAUAAAUUGCCUGGGCAAUGUGAACCAUAUAAUAUAAUAUAAUAUAAAGAAUGUUAAGAAAUAGGUUUUUAUUAUUAUUAGACUAUAAACUAAAAUAUCGCUAGGUAUCGCUGUACAACAAUUAUUUGAUUAUUCAAAAAGAAUUACGAUUAUAUUUCACUAUUUGUUUGAACAAAUAGUUAAUUUGAACAGUUAUUCAAGUCUUUUUAAGCACAAUUACAUCUAUCAUAUCCUUGUGUUCCUCUACAUUUGAUAAUGUUCCCGUUGUUUCUAUAUUAAUGCAAUUUUUAGGUUGGGUACGUCCCCAACACCCAUUCAUUUUUUCUUUACACGUAGUAAACUGCAGGUUACGGCUAUACGACGCGUGUUCCAACUUUCCAUCGGUGGUUUCUGUCACAUAAUUGUCUUCGUAAACAAAAGAAAUAUUAUAAAAUAUUAAAAUAUGUAUUAUCGUAGUUGCAAUAUAUACUUAAAUUCAAGUAUUGCCUGAUAGUAUAACUCCAAGAACACUACGUAGAUCAAUAGCCACGGCUGCGUGCACUGGCUACAUCAGGUGUUUUGAUUUUAACGGUUUCUCCGAAUUUUCCAUAGCGUAACCUUUUUGUAAACGCUAAACCGCACAACACUACAAUUUGCGCGAUUGCGCUGCGACAAACGGCGCAACGCUGCACUUUGAUAAUAAUUAUCAUUACCGAUUCACACGUCUCGCGCAAUACGAUUAUGGAGUGACCCGCCAUUAAAUUUGUCUCGAGCUUUUAAGCCAUAAUUAUGUAAACGAAACAAUCGGAAUAGCGCGGACAGAAUACGUGCGCGUACCGGCUAGGACGUAUCACUACGGGCUAAGUAUAGUACACCUUAACCGGCCAAUGUAUUACCCUGUCCGGGUAAAGCGGCAUUUUAUUGUGUUGCCCAAAACCAUCGGGCAAAGUAUACAAUGCCCGGACAAUGUGCACAUUUCACGGUAUUCUAUUUUUUCCCGUAACAUAUAUUAUAAUUUUAUACGCAAUAGAAUUUCACGCAAUACAAACCGUUUUGUUUUCAGCCGUUCGAGAGGACAGAAUGCCGGGCGGAAGAAAUUCCGGUGCCGUCUAUAACCUGUACAAGGUAAAUACAAAAUACCACGCCGUGGCGUGUUUCUGUAUAAUGUUAAAAUUUCCGUCGUUCUAUUCCGAACGUGCCAUUAAUUGCGCAUAUUCCUAAUGGUUUCAGGUAAAGUACAAGAAGAAGAGGCCGCCGAAGAACGGACAAGUGAAAAUGGAGAAAUCUGUUCCGUCCAACACGACGGCCAGCACCAUGACCGCGAUGAAAACGGAGAACCAGGACAACAACUCGUCUAUUUCAACACUGGUCAACGGGACCAUACUAAAGACUGCCCUGACAAAUCCCAGCGAGGUUAGGGUCUUUUUUUUUUUUUUAUGUUCGUUUUCCGUUGUCCUCUCGACAAGCGAAUCUAAUUAACGAUCGACAAUAAUUCGCGCGUUUAUUUGCAUAACACGCAUAAUAUUUAUUCAUAAUGCACUGAUACAAUAUUGUUGUCCCCAGGUUGUUUAUCUCAGACAAAGACUAGACAAUGCGGUGAGCUCGUCGAGGGACCGUACGUUUUCGAUCGAAGCAACGGUGAACAUGAUCAAGAAUCUUGUGGACUGUGACGAGUUUCAAGACAUCGCCACUCUAAGGGUAUAUAAUAUAACUGUCAAAUAAUACAUACGGUUGUUAAGUAGGUAGGGUAGUGAUAUGUUAUUGUUAUCUCGAGGAUUGGCAAAAAAUUACACAAAAAAAAAAAUGUUAAACAAAUAUUAAACCCUCAGAUAUACUGUCUUUAUAUUUUACUCUGUCCGUUAAUAUUAUAUUAUAGCAUAGGCAAUUAGACAUACAUGUUGACUAUAUAAAUGUUUUUUUUUUUUUUUUUUUUUCAUAGAACAUGGAGGAUCUGCUUGAACACAAUUCCGACCUGUCGGCCAAACUCAUGCAGAUCGGCGAUUCGAUCGUGUACAAGCUAGUGCAGUGGACCAAGCGCUUGCCGUUUUACCUCGAACUGCCGGUCGAAGUGAGUAUCCGAUGAUCGCCGACGACGACGACGCGGACGUGUAUUAUUAUUCGACUAACCACCUGUUUCUCCGUGUUUCAGGUGCACACCAGACUUCUGACGCACAAGUGGCACGAGCUGCUGGUGCUAACCACGUCUGCGUACCAAGCGAUACACGGACCCCAGAAGAUAUGGAACUCGACCAAUAUCAACGGCGACCGGAACGACGAUUCCGAAUUCAACCAAGAGGUGUGUAUAUGAUAAUUACUCUAAUAAUGUAUACGUAUGUAUAUUUGCGGUCCCGACGAUGACGACGACCAUGUACUCACGAUUCCGUUCUCGUUACCCUCGCAGGUGUCUCAUAACCUGUGCAUAUUGCAAAAUUGUUUGUCGUCAAUGAUGGGCAAGCCCAUAACGAUGGACCAGCUCCGGCAAGACGUCGGGGUCAUGGUAGAGAAAAUCACGCACGUUACCCUCAUGUUCAGGCGGGUAAAACUGCGGAUGGAAGAAUACGUGUGCUUGAAAGUGAUCAUCAUGUUGACACAAAGUGAGUACCUAUAUAUAAUUUUGGAUACCUAGUCCUUUGUCGGUAUUCGUUCAAUAAAGGAACCGUGUACUAUACUAUCGUUUCGCGCACUUUCAGAUAACGGCAAUACCACUAGCGAAUUGGAAACCAUUCAAGAGAGGUAUACGUCUUGUUUGAAGACUUACGUCGAACAUACCUUUCCCAUGCAACCCAACAGGUUGCAAGAUCUCCUUCACCGACUCCCAGAGGUAAACAUUUUUAAUCAUUUUCAAUGAUAAUAACGGGAAAUUUUGUACAAAUUUUUGUUUUUUCAAUUCAUCAGGCGGUAUAUAUUAUAAAGUAAAUAGGUAUUUGAUUUUUGCGUCUUGUAAACGAAAUCAGUUUCCAAUACUUUUCGUUUAUUUUAAAAAUUCCCAUGUACGCGUGUGCGCCGAAAUUUAAAAAUACACCAUUGAAAAAUUAAAAAAAAAAAGACGAAAAAUUAAAAAUUGAAAUUUCACUUCGGCAUAAUGUAAAUUCUUUGUUGGAAAUUGAUAAAAAUGUCCUAAUUGAAAAGCAUUGUUCAAAAAAACAAUGCGUUUUUCAUGAAAUUCCUUUUUUGCCUACUUAUCAUAAUACGCGCCACGAUGAAUAACCCUCUCAAAAACGCCAUUGCUCUUGCGAUCCUCUCAAAAUCAACCCCUUUAUACGCGUCAUUAUGUUAUACAAAAAAGAGUGAAACUGCGAGAAGUUUCACGGCUGCAACAAACGCACAUAUUUUUUCCGAAUUCAGAUACCAGUCUUGGGCAAAUUAAUUUUCAUGUUCGUCACCUUAAAUUUGUACGUGAAGUUGCCUAUAGUUUACUUCUGAAACUUCUGAAAAGUUGUUAAUCUUUUAUCACUUUUUUUAGAAAAUUUGUUUUAAUAUUAAUUUAUAAAUUAUUUUAUAGGUAAGUACACUAUUUAUUAUAGAUAAACUUUUUAGAUAGGGCUUGAAACCGAAAAAAAAUGUCUAAUUUAAAUGUUCGAUUUCGUUUUUUUUUUUUCCGUUUCGGUUUUUAUUAAUAACACCGGUAUUAGUUUUUACAGUUUUGAUUUCGAUUUUUAAAUAUAUACUUGUAUACUAUUUUGAUUGUUCAACAAUAUAUUUUGAAUUCCCUUCACGCCUUUUUAAAAUCAAAUUUGUACGAAUCGUAUCGUUAUUGUCUAUCGUGUCAUCUGGAUUACAAUAAAUAUUGUCUUUUAUCUAGCCACACGAAAUCGUAUAUUGUUCAUUUUUCCCAACACGAUUGCCCAGUGCCGUCAAAUACCUAUUUUACGUAUACCUAUAAUAAUAACGAUAAUUACAUUAUACACCCGAGGUUAUUUGUUUGUUCGUCCGUUUAUUAAUUUGUCCCGCGCGUGUGUGUGUGUGUGUUUUUUUUUUUUUAUAGAUACAGUCGGCUGCUUCGCUCUUGUUAGAGUCGAAAAUGUUUUACGUGCCUUUCCUCUUGAAUUCGACGAUCCGGAGUUAG